AUACAGGGACCCAGGGCCAAAUGGGAGAGGGCACAGGGCCAGGGGCCCCAGCCAGACAUAGACCCAGGUCUGCGGCUGGCUGGCUGUGGCUGUUGCGCCUGGCACCGUCUCAACAUGGCCCUGGAGCUCUACAUGGACCUGCUGUCAGCACCCUGCCGGGCCGUCUACAUCUUCUUGAAGAAGCAUGACAUCCCGUUCAACUUUCAGUUUGUGGAUCUGCUGAAAGGUCACCCCUACAACAAGGAAUACAUUAAGAUCAACCCCCUCAGGAAGCUGCCCAGCCUCAAAGAUGGGAAAUUCGUCUUAACUGAAAGCCCAUGGCAGCCAACUAUAAUGCCUUCCUGAACAGCUCUAAGGUAGCUGAGUGGCGCAUGCGGGUGGAGCUGAGUAUCGGCUCUGGCCUCUUUAGGGAGGCCCACAAUCGACUAAUGCAGUUGGCUGACUGGGACUUUUCAACAUUGGAUCCAGUGGUCAAGGAGAAAAUCU
Messenger RNA from Callithrix jacchus (white-tufted-ear marmoset), 486 nucleotides. Its product is annotated as glutathione S-transferase theta-4-like. Lineage: Eukaryota; Metazoa; Chordata; Mammalia; Primates; Cebidae. Gene Ontology annotation, molecular function: glutathione transferase activity. The record is from RefSeq and is a predicted model, not a curated record. Gene Ontology annotation, biological process: glutathione metabolic process. Gene Ontology annotation, cellular component: cytoplasm.